Cheilinus undulatus (humphead wrasse) is the source of this 5161-nucleotide messenger RNA. Its product is annotated as cyclic nucleotide-gated cation channel beta-1-like. Gene Ontology annotation, cellular component: photoreceptor outer segment; intracellular cyclic nucleotide activated cation channel complex; plasma membrane. Lineage: Eukaryota; Metazoa; Chordata; Actinopteri; Labriformes; Labridae. The coding region runs from base 123 to 2807 and encodes 894 amino acids. Gene Ontology annotation, biological process: monoatomic cation transmembrane transport; retina homeostasis. The record is from RefSeq and is a predicted model, not a curated record. The transcript has 19 exons. Gene Ontology annotation, molecular function: cGMP binding; protein-containing complex binding; intracellularly cGMP-activated cation channel activity.
CUCUUUGUCCGAUCUUUCUCAGAGCCUUUCAAACAUCCCGCAGAAGAUCUCCCAGGCCCAAACCAGAACGCAGCAGUACUUCAGCAACAUACAGAACCGCCUUAACAGCCUUAUGCCGCAAGAUGCCUAAGAAACAGCAACAACAGCAAAAACAACAGCAAAACAAAAACCAGCAAGAUGUUGAGCUGAACCAGCUCAUCAGACAUUCUCCUCUCCCUCCUCCUCAUCAUCCUCAUCUUCGGUCCCGCUCCCCAUCUCCAUCCUCUCCAAAUGGUAGUACUCUUGAGUUGCCUAAUGUGCCAUCCUACCCACGCCUUCCACCAAUCGUUAGUCCCCCAUCAAAGCAGCUCAACUCACCAUCCCGCCAGCUUUCAGGUCUCUGUAACCCAGCUUUCUUCAUUGAAGAUGAUUCAGAUGUUCCAGCAAUAAGACCUGCAGAAACUUCCAGCCUCAGCCUUCAUCCAGCAGUCAACGUAGAGGAUUUUGACUCAGACCAUGAAAGAGGACAGGAAGGAGGAGCAGGGGCUCGAGGAGGUGGAGAGGAACAGUGUCAUCUCCCCCAAAUACUCACCCCCCAGGACCCCAAACAUACAACCCUCACUGUCCCAGUGACCUCUUCAGGAGGUCGUCAGAGUGGUGGAAGACAUCGAAGGACCAUCUGGACAAACAUUAGGAGGCUGCAGUCUCAAAGUGAAGAUGAUGAUGAAGAAGGAAACACUCCUGUCAGAGCCUGGCCCAGCCAGUCCAGUCUGCACAGCACAGAUGACAUCCUGAAAGAACGUCCUGCAUCUUCAGCCAGUCAGACCAGCACAGUGGUCAACGAGCGUCUUCAGGAGCUGGUCAGAAUGUUUAAAGAGAGAACUGAGAAGGCGAAGGAGAAACUCAUUGACCCUGACAGCUCAGACGACGACAGCAUUGUCCCCUCUCCCCCUGAGGCUUCAGCUGCUCAGCCUGCUCCUGAUGCUCAGAUGGAGGGGGAAAAGGAGCAACAAGCAGGUCCAUCAGCAGAUGGAGAAGAAGAAGGAGGCAAAGGAGUGGAGGGUGGAGAGCAGUCUAAUCAAUGCUGCAAGGUCAAAGCCCCUCGCUGGAUACGAGCCUGUUUGCACUACCGCUUCCCUGCCAGCAUCGACCCUUUUACCAACCUCAUGUACGUGCUGUGGAUGUUACUGGUCUCUCUGGCGUGGAACUGGAACGUGUGGUUCAUUCCUGUACGCUGGGCUUUCCCUUACCAGACUCCAGGCAAUAUUUACUACUGGCUACUGACUGACUACCUGUGUGACCUCAUUUACAUACUUGACAUCACCAUCUUCCAGCCUCGCCUGCAGUUUGUCCGUGGAGGAGACAUAGUGAGUGACAAAAAGGAGAUGAGAAAGAAUUACAUGAAAACGAAACGAUUUAAAUUUGAUGUGGCCAGCCUUGUACCCCUGGAAAUCUUCUAUUUUAAAACUGGUGUCAACCCUCUGCUACGGUUACCGAGGCUGCUGAAGAUCAACUCCUUCUUUGAGUUCAAUGAGCGUCUGGAAGCAAUCUUGACCAAAGCCUACAUCUACAGGGUGAUCCGCACCACCACUUACCUUCUUUACUGUCUCCACUGCAAUGCCUGUCUUUACUACUGGGGCUCUGCCUUCACAGGACUUGGAUCAACCAAGUGGGUUUACAACGGAGAGGGCAACAGUUAUAUUCGCUGUUACUACUUUGCUGUAAAGACCCUGAUCACCAUUGGUGGUCUUCCAGACCCCACCACCCUGUUUGAGAUUGUCUUUCAACUCAUCAACUACUUUGUUGGAGUCUUUGCCUUCUCUAUCAUGAUUGGACAGAUGCGUGAUGUCGUUGGUGCAGCCACAGCUGGUCAGACCUACUACCGCACAUGUAUGGACAACACCAUUAAAUACAUGUCCUCCUAUCGCAUCCCCAAAGAUGUCCAGAACCGUGUUAAGACCUGGUAUAACUACACCUGGCAAUCACAAGGCAUGCUGGAUGAACAGGAGCUGCUGACUCAGCUGCCAGACAAAAUGCGCUUGGACAUUGCCAUAGAUGUCAAUUACUCCAUUGUCAGCAAAGUACCACUUUUUCAGGGCUGUGACAGACAGAUGAUCUUUGACAUGCUGAAAAGCCUUCGCUCUGUUGUCUACUUACCUGGGGAUUAUGUCUGUAAAAAGGGUGAGGUCGGUCGGGAGAUGUACAUCAUAAAGGCAGGAGAGGUGCAGGUGGUUGGAGGACCAGAUGGGAAGACAGUGUUUGUCACUCUUAGAGCAGGAUCAGUCUUUGGAGAGAUCAGUUUGCUUGCAGUAGGUGGGGGCAACAGGCGCACAGCAAACGUAAUUGCCCAUGGCUUUGCCAACCUCUUUAUCCUGGACAAGAAAGACCUGAAUGAGAUCCUGGUCCACUACCCAGAGUCCAAGAAACUACUUCGCAAGAAAGCGAGGAAAAUGCUUACAAAGGGAAAGAAACCUGAACCCAAAGAAGAGCCGAAGGAUCCUCCCCAGGUGCCGCCAGCCCCUGCAAGGCCAGAGACACCAAAACUCCUAAGAGCAGCUCUGGAGAUGACCGAGAGAUCCUCUGGACUCAAAGGAGCCUUGGCUAAAGUCAAAGAGAAGACAAACAAGUCCAGUAUCUCAUUACAGCCCUCCAUCUCCUCCUCCCUGCCUCCACCGUCUCCCACCUCGAGCUCCGGGCCAGACAGAGACAAUGACACACCAUCACCUAUCUCCGCUGGCCCCACCAGGUUUAGAUCUGCUUCCUUCUGCCACAAUGACAACUCUGAUUUAGCUCACUCUGCAUCACAGGGCCACAGCGAUGCAGAGUAAAUGCUAACUAUGGACUAAAUGUAAAAGAGAGUUAAUAGGUUUAAAGGGAUCAAAGGUGGGAAAAGGACAAGAAGGUUGUUGUAAUAACUCUCUACAGGACAAUGAAGGAGGGAAAGCAUGGAAAAUUUUGACAGUUUUCAGGUCUGGAUAACAGAUCAUGUACAGAGAGACAAAACUGGAGUGAAAAUGGUAAAGUAACUGCUUUAUGCCAAGGUGAAACUUCACGUUAUAAGCACAACCACGGCCUCAUUUGGUAGUCAUAGAGUUUUGGGACAUGUCAGCCUAGAAAAUGGAUUGUUUCAUCCCAUGUAGUAUGUCAUAGUAAAUGACAACCAAAGCUAUAUCUGGGAUGCCUCCCUGACAGAAAGUCUAACAUGCUUAAUAUUUCUGUCUGCCUUCUAUGAUUUGCCCUGUCAUGUCAGUGGCAUUGACCAAUGGGAGCACUGAGCACUCUGGAUGCACUAAAGUGACAAAUAUAAACAAACAAAAUGGUAUAGUGAAGAAGAAAGAUGAAGUUGGUUCUACAAGAUGAAACUAUAAGACAGAAGAAAAGUUUUUCUAAGUUCUUGCAACAUCUCUGCCCCUGUGAAGAAUCUUUGAGGGGAAGCCAGAACAGACUAAAAAAGGGAAAAUAGCAGGUGUUCGUCUGCAACCUAGUUAGUAAAUACUGUUGGCAUUAGCAUCAAACAAGCAUAUAAUUGAUCAUAAUACGUGGAUAGGCUAACUAAUAGAGUUUAGCACAGUAAAUACAGUAUGUUUGUUUACAGUCAUCUCUCUGGGUGUUGUCCAGUCCUGCCUUUCUUCAUUCUGUCAUCAUGUCUGUUUCAUUGAUUGGCCAAGUUCCAUCUCUAAUGCCUGUUGGUCGUCAUAAAUUUAUAGCUCUUUGAUCGCCUUUUCUGACUGUGACCAUCGCAGCAGACAAAGAUUGUGUAGUCUGACCACGGCAUUAAAGGGGAAAUAGAUGCAAAUUACCAGAUGUACUUGGCUGAUAUUUAAAGAAUGAUGGAAGAAGGAGAGAAUACAGGUAAAUGGGCAUGUUCACAAACUGCCAUGGUUUGCUGUUAGUCUUUUCUGCUCAAGUUUGGAUGUUUGCAGAAUAGUCAACAUAGUUCUGUAUCUGCUUUUACUCGUUCUAACAUUCUGUACACUGUAGUAGAAAAACCAUCUGUUGUCAGUAUGCUGUGCAGAUGCAUUGAACCUGUACUACUGUCUUAAGGGCUGUGUUUUACAUGACAACAGCUACAUCUUGUAGACAUCACUGUCAGUUUUUAAGGGUAGAUCGGUAAAAAGAACUAAUUUGCACUCCCAAUGCUUUCGAGUCUUUUUACACCCAUUCACCAUUUUAUUUAUUAUUAGAUCAUCACAUGGAGAGGUGAAUGUGUGAAGGUUGUUUAGCCACUGCAAAGUCCAAGCCUGAUUCUAAUCUCCACCAUGUCAACAUCAGUUAUUUCACUGCAAUUACCAUGUUUUGAAUUAUGUGAAAAAGAGAGCCAUAAUGAUUAAUUAAGUCAUUUCUACAGUUCCUUUAAACUUUUUUCCAAACGUUCCAAAAAUGUUUUUGCUGUUGUUGUCUGCCAACUGUUUACACAUUACUUUAAAAAGUGCAGUUUGCCUUAUAUGUUUUUUCUUUGACCAUAUUGUGGUGUUGUGUUGGUGUGAGUAGCUUGUAUUGCUAAUGGUUUUAUAAUUUUUUUAAAAAGAAAAAAAAUGUACAGUUCUAGAUUGAAAAAAUAGCAUUUAUACUUUCAUCAGGAUUUGAUGCAGAAAAUCAAUGUUUCUAUGUGUGUUUUCAGGAUUCAAUCUAUGGCCAUCAUUUCUUUCAUAAUACCAAGCACAAACUUCACUUAGCCUUUAAUUACCUCAAAAAUAGAUUUCACGUGGUUAUCAAUAAAUGAUCAACAUCAACAAACACUUCAACAUGUGCAUGUAACACCACUACUUUCAUAUACAUUUUACACACUAUCACAUUUUUAUGCUUGCUUUGUACAAAAUUGUUAAUAUAUUUCAUUUUAAAAUGUAGAUAAAUCACUUUCAGGUAAAAUAAUCAUUUUCUCUACAGUGUCAUGAGGAGUACAUGCAGUCUAAUGAUGUAAAAUGUUUCAUUUGUGCUGUAAAUGUGUGUUAGAAUGAUAUUUUUUGUAUUGAUUAUUGAUACAGCCUCAGAAGAUAGGCGCACAAACCAGCUAACCAUACUGCCAGACAAUCUGUAGAAAGGAUUAUUGUGUGUGAGAGAGUGUGUGCGUGCGUGUGUUCAGAGAGGAGAUGAGUGCUUUUAAAGGACUCAAAAAUGUGUAUUUAUGUUUAUAAUAUGGAUUUUGUCACUGAUGUAGCAGUCUUUUGUGAAUUUUGUUAAA